AUGUCGGCAGGAGACACAGCAACUGAGUUGAUAAAAGACCUGGUUCGUGCGCGAGAUACUUUUCCGAACUACGACGACGUAGCUGUUCGCGAAAUCGUCGACGAGUCCAUCGGCCUUUUCAACAAAAACAGGGAAGAUCUGAAGUCGAAGGAAAUGGAGAAGAUGCUCGGCAACGACGUCAAGGACGACUACUUGGAAGAAGUGACGGUGGAGGAGAGAAGCCGAUAUGUGAAUGUUGUUCAAAGAGUCGCUGCAAUCGAGCGAAACAAACGUUGCAUGAUCGCUUACCACAUGCGGCGACUGGCGAAAAUCCGUGAUUUGCGAUGGCAAGCCGGCCCCGUCAUUCCAGAGCACAUCCGGCCGAAUCUCUCCGCUUCGGAGAAGGACUAUUCCAACAAGUACAAUCGCGCGCUGGCGAAACUGAUGAGAGCGCAGGGCAUCGAUUUCACGCAGAAUUCAACGCCGCCGAAGUCACUUUUUGUGGAGGUCAAAGGCAUGGCUGACGUCGGCGAAGUCGAAUUGGCCAACGGGGAGACUUUGACUGUCGACAAGUUCAGUCGAUAUUUUCUGCCCCGAGCAAACGUGGAGCCCCUCAUCCGACAAGGAAUUUUGAUGGAAAUCGAGCGACAAGUCUGA
This is a messenger RNA of Oikopleura dioica, 636 nucleotides long. NCBI's taxonomy places the organism in Eukaryota, Metazoa, Chordata, Appendicularia, Copelata, Oikopleuridae. The record is from the annotation of a GenBank genome assembly.